Messenger RNA from Hevea brasiliensis (rubber tree), 1390 nucleotides. RefSeq names its product probable aldo-keto reductase 4. Bases 149 to 1183 code for a protein of 344 amino acids. The record is from RefSeq and is a predicted model, not a curated record. The transcript has 5 exons. Gene Ontology annotation, cellular component: cytoplasm. Lineage: Eukaryota; Viridiplantae; Streptophyta; Magnoliopsida; Malpighiales; Euphorbiaceae.
CCGAGUGUAGUAUAAUUGGCCUGCGUAUACAGAUCUUGUCCGACACGGUGGAUGACCGAGUGAAAUUCAACUUUGUGACUUUAAAACACAUUUUGGUUGCUUCCUCUUCUACUUCUGACUUGUCAGACGCAGAAUAUUUUGCUUAGAGAUGGCAGGAGUAGCAGUGAAGAGGAUAAAGCUUGGAUCGCAAGGGCUGGAGGUAUCAGCACAGGGGCUUGGGUGCAUGAGCAUGUCAGCCUUCUAUGGCCCUCCAAAGCCCGAAUCCGAUAUGAUCGCUCUCAUUCACCACGCCAUCGACACCGGCGUCACUUUCCUCGAUACCUCCGACAUCUAUGGACCUCAUACCAAUGAAAUUCUUCUGGGCAAGGCGCUUAAAGGAGAGAUGAGAAAGACAGUGGAAUUAGCCACCAAAUUUGCUGUCAGCUUUAAGGAUGGGAAGGGGGAGAUUCGAGGAGAUCCAGCCUAUGUGAGGGCUGCUUGUGAGGCUAGCUUGAAGCGCCUUGAUGUUGAUUGUAUUGAUCUUUAUUACCAACAUCGUGUUGAUACCUCCAUUCCCAUUGAAGUCACGAUGGGGGAACUCAAGAAACUAGUUGAAGGGGGUAAAAUAAAGUAUAUAGGUCUAUCUGAGGCCUCUGCUUCAACAAUCAGACGAGCUCAUGCUGUUCACCCCAUAACAGCUGUGCAGUUGGAGUGGUCUUUGUGGUCUAGAGAUGUGGAAGAAGAGAUUGUUCCUACUUGCAGAGAACUUGGCAUUGGUAUUGUUGCAUACAGUCCUUUGGGACAAGGAUUCUUAUCGUCAGGGCCUAAGUUGCUUGAAACUCUUUUAGAGGGUGACCCUCGUAAGUAUCUGCCAAGGUUCCAACCUGAAAAUGUGGAGCACAAUAAACACCUUUUUGAGCGGAUUAGUGAAAUUGCUGCAAGGAAACAAUGUACUCCAUCACAGCUAGCACUAGCCUGGGUCCAUCACCAAGGGGAUGAUGUAUGUCCCAUUCCUGGAACCACCAAGGUAGAAAACUUCAACAAGAAUGUUGCAGCUCUAUCUGUGAAUCUUACACCAGAAGACAUGGCUGAGCUUGAAGCCAUUGCAUCAGCAAGUGCUGUAAAAGGUGAUAGAUAUGGGCCCAACGUACCUACAUACAAAGAUUCUGACACUCCACCACUGUCUUCAUGGAAAGCUGUGUAGCAUGCUUUGCCGCACUUUUCUGUUAUUCCUUGCUAUCUUUCUUUUGUAUUUUCAUCGCCGUCUUUGAAUUUGGAAAGUCAAUAUCUCUUGUAAUAAGGCGUAAUUCGAUAUGGAGGACAGACUUUGCUUGUAAGAUCCUCUAGCAAAACAUUAUCCUACAUUCCUAUUUUGAAUUCCUAUUUUGAAUUUAUAUUUGAACUUCUUAAA